CACGCGCAUUCUCACUCUCAGACGCAGCGGGUGAGCGAGGGGAGGACAGAUUGAGAUGCCCGUGUGCUGUUUUUCGUCUGAACGGAGCGUAAAGUUAUGUGCUUUUGAAUUUUGGGAGGGGGUGAGGAAGAGGAGGAGUAGGAGGGAGGUCUGUCACUUGCAGGAUUCCAUCACUCUUAGCAACCGUUGUUGAGUUACCACGGAAACGCUCUGCGAUGUUCUCUGCUUCUCCUUUGUCCUCCUCCAUCGCUCCCCUCUCUCUCUCUCUCUCUCUCUCUCUCUCUCUCUCUCUCUCACUCCAUCCUGCCUUUAUCGCUGGUAGACUUCCUUCCUACGUCGCUACAGCGAUGCUCCGGGACAGCUGAGCUGGAUCAUUUUGCAGCCGCAGUGCCGGAGCGCAGAGCUCAGCUGUGCUCCGUGAAGGAAGUCGUCAGCCGAUCACCUUGUUUUUCUCAUCGAUUGAAAGAUGCCGUCAGUCUGUUCCUGCUCUUCAACAACUUUUUAAAAAAUCACUACACUCUGUCUUGUGACCUCAGACCUUUAACCCCUCUGCAACAGAUCAGAUCAGAGGUCAUCAUUUUGGAUUGUCCAGGUCUGUCAGGUUUCAUCGAAGGAAGUUAGAUGAAGUUCCAUCGAACCCAAACUCAUCUCUCGGCUGUGAUCGGCGUAGAUGUUUUCACAACUCCGUCAGUCUGAAAGACGUCCGGACGCUUCACAGAGGCCAAAGUCAUUGUGAACACCUUUACUAACUCUAAAAAAAACCCCACCUCCUUCUCCUCCUUCACCACGCCAAGAUGAACGAGGAGAUGGAGGAUUCACAGCUGCCCGAGGAGGUGCUGGAGACUGAGGAGCAUGAGGAGAAAGUGCAGCAACAGGAGGGAGAGCAAGAGGUGGAAGUGCAGCAACAGGAGGAAAAGCAGGGAGAGCAGAUGCCCCAACAGGACCAAGAACAGGAGGAGGUAAAGUCUGAGGAGGUGCGGCAGAAAGAGGAGGAGCAAAAUGAGGAGGAGGUGCAGAAAGAGCAGGAGGAGGUGCACGCUGAGCAGCAACAGCCGACUGUGGAGGGGCAGCAGGAGGAGGAGAUGCAACAGGAGCAGGACGAGGUGCAGCAGAGUGAGGCGGUGCAGCAGGAGGUGGUGCAGCAGAGUGAGGCUAUACAGCAAGAGGAGGUGCAGCAGACUGAACAGGUGCAGACGGAGGAGGAGCAGCAGAUUGAGGAGAUGCAGCAGACUAAGGAGGAGGAGGAGGAGCAGCAGCAGCAGGAGGAGGUGCAAACUGAGGACAUGUCACAGACUGAGGAUCAGCAGACGGAGGAGCAGCAGCAGCAGCAGCAGACUGAGCAGGAGCAGCAGUUUGAGGACAAGCAGCAGCGGACUGAAGAGGUGCAGGACUUUGACUACGCUCUGGAGCAGAACCAAAACAACCAGGUCCUGAUCCGACUGAGAGGGAUGCAGAAGUACAAAUGUGCAUCGCAGAGGCUGAAGGGGGUCCUGGAGCAGAUGGACCGGGGUGUCGUGGACCUGCAGGAACUCCGCAGGAACCUGGAGCUCGCUGCUGCCAUGUUGGACACUGUGUACACUGAUGAGACCAAGCGUCUGUUGGACACCGAGGACGAGCUCAGCGACUUGCAGGCGGAGUCGGUGCCCAGCGAGGUACGUGACUGGCUGGCAUGCACCUUCACCAGGAAGAUGGGCGUGGCCAAGCGUCGCCCUGAGGAGAAGCCGAGAUUCAGGAGCAUCGUCCAUGCAGUGCAAGCUGGGAUAUUUGUAGAAAGGAUGUACAGACGGACGUCCAACAUGGCUGGUCUGACCUACCCUCCCACGGCUUUGACAGCUCUGAAGGAAGUAGAUCACUGGUCGUUUGAUGUUUUUUCCUUCCACGAGGGCACCGGAGACCACGCCCUCAAGUUCCUGGUCUACGACCUGCUGAACCGCUAUGACCUCAUCAACAGGUUCAGGAUCCCGGUGCAGGCUCUGGUGCAGUUUGUUGAAGCUCUGGAGAACGGCUACAGCAAACACAGGAACCCCUACCACAACCUGAUCCACGCCGCCGAUGUCACUCAGACCGCCCACUUCCUGAUGCUGCACACUGGACUGAUGCACUGGCUCAGCGAGCUGGAGAUUCUUGCAAUGGUUUUUGCUGCAGCAAUUCACGACUUCGAACACACAGGAACCACCAACAACUUCCACAUCCACGCCAGGUCGGAGGUGGCCAUUCUGUACAACGACAGGUCGGUGCUGGAGAACCAUCACGUCAGCGCCGCCUACCGGCUGAUGGCAGAGGACGACAUGAACAUCCUGGUCAACCUGAACAAGGACGACUGGAGGGAGCUGAGGGCUCUGGUGAUAGAGAUGGUGAUGUCCACAGACAUGUCCUGUCACUUCCAGCAGAUCAAGACCAUGAGGAACACCCUGACACAGACAGACAGUCUCGACAAAGUGAAGGUUUUGUCUCUGAUGCUUCACGCUGCAGACAUCAGUCAUCCAGCCAAAGCCUGGCCGUUGCACUACCGCUGGACUCACAGUCUGAUGGAGGAGUUCUUUAGACAGGGAGACAAAGAAGUGGAACUCGGCCUUCCUUUCUCUCCUCUGUGUGACCGCAAAGCCACCAUGAUCGCCCAAUCACAGAUAGGUUUCAUAGACUUCAUCGUGGAGCCGACUUUCAGCGUUCUGAUCGACACGACAGAGAAAGUGAUCGGUCCUCUGAUAGAAGAGGACAGGAAGGCCAGAGAGACUGGAAACAGGAAGUCCAGUCUAACAGGAAGUGGUUCGGUCACCGUGGAGUCGGUGCAGAGACACAGUAGCGGCCGCUAUGGGAACAGCGAUGAUGGACAGAUGGACUUUUCCCUGACAGCCAUCGACCUGCCGGCUCUGAAGACCCACCUAUCCGGCGUCAUCGGCAGCAACAAGGACAGAUGGAAAGAGCUGUCCGUGCACGAGCUGGCCAAUAAGGAGCAAGAGGAACAAAAGGAAGUGGAGUCUAAUGUCAACUCAGACAUCCAAUCAAAUGCCUCGCCCAGUCACAGUGUCCCUGACGGACACACCUCCGACCAAUCACAGAACUCCCCUCCUGAUGAACCCCAAGACGACAAGUCACCCGUCCACCUGUCCUGGAACGGGGCGGGGCCUGGGGAGGAAAAGGAGGAGGACCAAGAUGAAGUGCCUGAAAUCGCCUGAUGGCGCUCCACGGCGAACUCACCACUGUAUCUGACUGUGGCAGAUCAACAGUGCAGUGACAACGAGGGUUCAGACUCUUCUGUUUAAACACAGCAGCUGGCUCAGUGGCCCCUCAGUGGCCCUCAAAGGGCCACUUGACCUUAUGUUUACAACUGACAAUGAAAAUACCACAUUCAAAGUGACGACAUUCAUCAGAUAACAGCUUCUUAGCAGCGUCAUGGUCCAUUCGCCGUGGUGAAAGUGUUUUAUGAUUUUAUUAGAGGCUCAGAGGAGCAUUGUCUGUGUGAAAAAAGUGAAAAUAUCUAAAUUUGAUUUAAGAAUAAAGAUUGACGGGUGAAAACCACAGUAGCUGUUCAUGGCUAAAUAUCUAUUGUCUGGAGGAAUGAGACAAUAUGGAGCUGUUAGGACGUGGAGGUUUUGUGAGUGAAGCAAGUGUGUUGUUAUACACCUCUCAUAAUUCGUUAGGAGUGCGAAGAGUGAUUUCUGCUCAGUUUUCUGUUCUGGGUUUGAAUUAUCAAGCAUGUUGUGCUUCUGGCCACGCCCCAAUAUGUGAUGUCAGAGCUGAGCGGUUAGCCACGAAAGCCGCAUGGCUAAAUAUAUCUCAACAACUAUCAGCUAGAUUGCCAUGACAUUGUGUUCAGACAUUCAUGGUUCCCAGAGGAUGUGUUGUAAUUACUUUGUUGAUCAUCUUAUUUUCCCUCUAGCGCCACCAAGAGGUUAGUUAUUUGUGAUUUUCAGUGAAAUGUCUCAACAACUAUGAACUGCAUUAACUUUUGUCUCGUGCCACAUGGGACCAAACACCUAAAAAAAACUAAUGACAUUCCCAUCAGCUUCAGCUACUUUGUAGUUAGUUCUAGAUUGCAAAUGUUAGCGUACUAACAUGACUAACUCAAAUGGUGAACAUUGUAAACAUUAUACCUGGUAAACAUUAUAGAUGUAUAAAGAGAACUGGAUACAGCGUUAGAAAAAAAGUUUGACAUUUAAGUCUAAAAUUUAGAUUACAUUACGUGGAUCUUCCCGCGAUCUUUAGCAUCCAUGGGCCCACAGAGCAAGCGCACUAGUGUUUCCAUUAACCCGUCUUCCGGCCCUCGGUCCAGCCUGGGUUCUCGGUCUAGGAAGGAAAAUAACUCUGGAUUCGGCUAUUAGUCUAUGUCACAACUUUUAGGACCUAAUGAGUUACAUAAGGGCUAUUAAAGUGUACUGAGAAGUUGAUUUACCUUAAAAAAAAAAAAAGUUCUGCUGAGGUACAGUCAUCUCUUUCCCAAUGUAAGUCUAUGUGAAAAAUGUAUUUUUUGGCCCCAUGGCAUCACAUGAAACUUCAAAACCCUGUCCCGCUUCUGGGGGCUUGGCAAACAUCAGCAAGUUAGCUUAUUUGCUGUGAACAUGUUAGCCUGCUGACGUUAGCAUUUAGCUCAAAGCAUUGCCUUGCCAAAGUAGCCUCACAGAGCCACUAGCAUGGCUGUAGGCUCUUAGUCUUGCUACUUGAUUGGUUGGUGAUAUUUUUUUUCCCCAAGGAUGCAAGUAAGGGAUAGGGCUAAAACUGGCACUUUUUAGCUGAACAAUCCUAAACGUGUGUUGCGAGAAUGCCAAUAGAUAAAUUCACUGUAGUUGGUACAAAAUGAUGUCUCUGCAAGUCAAAAAUGUUUCAACAUGGCAACAAAAAAGAACUCUUAUUAUAUUUGCAUGCAUUUGACUACUGGAGUGUUUUUGCAUUCCAUGUGCAAAUGGCUAAUGGCCAGUGCUAGCGUCUGCUGUUAGCUAGCUAGCAAUAUGUACGAAUGUGUGUGCGUGUGUAUAUGUGUGUUCAGGCCAAACUCCUCCAGAAAGCAGCUCAGCAAAGUUCAUCAUUAUUAAAAAGGUGAUACUAGAAGCUUGGUGACAUAGUGGCUAUUUGCUCUUGUGCAAGCAUUAGUUAAUUAUAAUACAUUUUUAAAGACACAGUGAAUUAAAAGUUGUAGAGUAUUUUACAUUGAAACAACUCUUUUCUCUUCCUGUAAAAAAAAAUAUUUCUGAUGACUCGUCCUAAACUUGGGAGCAUUUAUCCCCCAAACUAUGAUUUAAGGCGCCAGCUAACCCCACCCACCAUACAACCAUACUUGACACUCAGCUUGUGUGUCAUAGUAACUAGCAGAGCAACCACAGUUAUCAUAGUUGGAGGGGUGUGUUUGGAAAUGUAAACAAAGCUUUUGCCAGCUGACAUCAAAAGAAUGUGAUUGAGGUCUAUUUUAUUCAUUCCACCUGUAUCCUCCUCUAACAACAUGGGUGAAGGACGGACACUAUUGAGAGCUUAAAUGAAAUCUGAAGGAUUUAAAUCCCUCACAUAAAUAUUCACUGCCCACGUAUUUCAUAUUGUUAGAAAACGUGUCACAUCUCAGGAGCUAAAGUUGCUCUAACUGCCGUUUCAAUGUGACUUUAAAAGAUGUAUUUGACUCCCGUCUCAUACCGGUUAACCAGACCAAAUGCUGGUUUAUUAAUUGUAAUGUCAAACUGACCUGACCUGUACUUGCUUGAUGUGACAUCACUGUUUGGGGUUGUGGCCAGAGGUUUGAACCCACAGACAGCAGAGCAGCGGUGGUCAAUCAGUGUGGAUUUCUAACCGUUAAAUGGGAAAGUCAGAGACACAUCAGACAGAUCACCUGUGACCAAUUUAAAGUACUUUUGUUUUUCACAACAUGGGUCGUCUUGUAGGUACUUUAGGUUAAUGUACCCAUAGGCUAUCGUAACAUUGUACUCUCCAACGUCUUUGUAGAAACUGCAGUGGACACAAGCACUUAAAUUGAAACGGAUUUAAAGGUACGAUUGUCACAAAAUACCAGAAUGUUCCUUUAAAUGGACAGAAGCUCAGAGAUCAGACAGCUUCUGUUGCUUCUGUACUCUGUAUUAAAACCUAUGUUACUGUCACUUCUCCUGACUGUGAAUAAAGAACAGUGACGUUCAUAAUAUCACCCCAGUGACAAGAAAGCAACGGCCAAUGAGAUGAAGGGUGGAGCCAACAUGGCCGACUGGAAACUCUAUAGAUCCUCUGAGCACUGUGUUUGUUAAUGCAAUGUGUGCUAUAGUCAUCAUGUGCUCUUUGGCUCUGUGUGCGUGUGUGUGUUUGAGAAUUUGAGUGUGUGCGAGAGUGAAUGUGUGCACUGUAUACUGUACAGCUGUUUUCUGUAUUAUUGUAUUAAACAUUCAGAGCUCCA
Molecule: messenger RNA, 6364 nt
Organism: Anarrhichthys ocellatus (wolf-eel)
Lineage: Eukaryota; Metazoa; Chordata; Actinopteri; Perciformes; Anarhichadidae
Product: phosphodiesterase 1A, calmodulin-dependent
Exons: 16
Coding region: 795-3176 (793 amino acids)
Biological process (GO): signal transduction
Molecular function (GO): 3',5'-cyclic-nucleotide phosphodiesterase activity
Source: RefSeq, a predicted model, not a curated record